Molecule: messenger RNA, 5438 nt
Organism: Nematolebias whitei (Rio pearlfish)
Lineage: Eukaryota; Metazoa; Chordata; Actinopteri; Cyprinodontiformes; Rivulidae
Product: eukaryotic translation initiation factor 4 gamma 1
Cellular component (GO): eukaryotic translation initiation factor 4F complex
Molecular function (GO): protein binding; mRNA binding; translation initiation factor activity
Source: RefSeq, a predicted model, not a curated record
AUCAGAAUUAGAGACCCUAACCAAGGCGGUCGAGACAUCACAGAAGAGAUUAUGUCAGGGGGCCGUAGUGGCUCUACACCAACACCACCACAUACAGCCAUAUCUGGAUCAGAGAGUCCAGCGCUGCCCCAGGCUAACGGUGAGAGCAUCACAGCUGCUGCUACACCAGUAAUGGUUAGACCCGAUGACAAAGAGAAGCAAACGCCUCCUCUGUCACAGACCCCUGAGCCUGCUAAGACUGAUCCCUCAGAGUCCACCUCCGUUGACGCCAACACAAACGUACCUGAUCUCCCUCUACUGUCAGAAUCAAAGAAGGCUUCUCUUGACGCUAUUUCCACGCUUGCCCCCAGUGCUCCUGUUGCAGAUGUGAUGGAUGCUCCCUUGCCUCCAAGGGAAUCUGCACCAACCCCUCAAUCAGGACCUGAAGUACCUGCCUACCCUGCACCCCUCCCUGACCCUUUUCCUACGUCUUCUGCACAGAACAAAAUGGACAUGUUGGUCAAUGAGGCGACAGAGGAGGUGGUGACAAAGGAAGAUGCUACAGUGGAAGAGACAGAUGCUUUAGACCCAUCCACUGCUCAGCCCUCCAACACUAAUGGUGUGGGUGGGGUAGAGCUAGAGAGGCCAUUGGUCAUGUUGCCACCCUGUCACUUGGACGACCCGCUAGAGUCUCCCAUUGCACAGCCAGAGGAGCUGUGUCUGCGCAACGGCCUCCCACUCCCAGCUCCCCGGGACCCCGAUGCUCCUGUGAUCGGCACGUCGGAACAAGACGACAGCCCCAUAGCUGAGCCGGAUGUCAGUCAGACCUCUGUUACUGAAGUGGCCAAACAAAUAGUCACAAACCCGACUGAACCUACUGACCAGUCAGGACCUGCACACAUUGUUGAGGACUUUCCAGUUAAAGCGGUUGUCCAGGCAGAACCUGCUCAGCCUGAGGCACAAGAUACACUUCCUAAGGCUGUCCUGGAUGUUAAAGACAACGACCCAGUGCCCCAGUCUGACACCAGGGAAGAGACAUCAUCUCUCGCAGGACCUGUUUCCACAGCUGACAGCACGCCAGAGCCCAUGCCUGCGCCUCCCACUUCCACUGCAGAGGACACUCCAUCUACACAAACUGUCACCCCUACACAUGUAGAAACUAAUAUGCAAGCUGCUGUGUCUGUGCCAAAGAAGAAAAGGAAGAUGAAGGAUCUGAACAAAAAGGAGGCCGUGGGAGACCUCUUGGAUGCCUUUAAAGAGGAGCAGGUAGUUGUGCAGCCUGAGCCCGAGCCAGCUCCGGCACCAGAGUCAAAGCCCCCUGCUGCUUCCUCUCCUGCUCCAGAGGAGGCAGACCUGACCUGGGAGGAUAAGGAGGACAAACUGGAUGCGGAGAAUAUUCAACCUGAUCCUCAGAAGCCAAAUGCCACCGACAAAAAGUACCAGUACAAGGAAGACCAAUGGAAGCCAAUCAACACAGAAGAGAAGAAGAAAUAUGACCGAGAGUUCCUCCUGGAAUUUCAGUUCAUCUCAGCCAGCAUGAACAGGCCUGAGGGUCUUCCAGCCAUCAGUGAUGUUGUUCUAGACAAGGCAAAUAAAACUCCUCUUCGUCAGCUUGACCCCAGUCGCCUCCCAGGGAUGAACUGUGGUCCUGAUUUCACUCCCUCCUUUGCCAACCUUGGCAGGCCUGGCAUGGGAGGCGGGAGCAGAGGACCGCCUCCCGGGAUGGGCAUCGGGGUCGGCGGUCCUCGUCGCUCUCAGCAAGUCCAGAGAAAAGAGCCGCGAAAGAUCAUCACCAGCAUGUCGCUCAACGAUGACGUGCAGCUCAACAAGGCUGAAAAAGCUUGGAAACCUUCGAUGAAGAAGCCGACUCGAAGCCGCGUGGCGGCAGAGGAUGUUGAGGAGAACGAUCCUGAACAGAUUAAAACACAGGAGCUGUUCAAACGGGUCCGCAGCAUCCUCAACAAACUCACCCCUCAGAAGUUUCAGCAGCUCAUGGUGCAGGUGCAGGAACUGACUGUUGACACUGAGGAGAGGCUGAAAGGAGUCAUCGACCUCACCUUCGAAAAGGCCAUCUCCGAACCGGACUUUUCAGUGGCCUACGCCAACAUGUGCCGCUGUCUCUCUGGGCUUAAAGUCAUCACCCCAGAUAAACCGGGCUCCACUGUGAAUUUCCGUAAGCUGCUGCUAAACCGGUGUCAGAAGGAGUUUGAGAAGGAUAAGGAUGACGACGAGAUCUUUGAGAAGAAGCAGAGAGAGCUGGAAGCUGCUUCAGGGGAAGAGGAGAAACAGCGACUAACGGAGGAGCUAGAAGAGUCCAAAGACAAGGCCAGGAGGCGCUCCCUGGGCAACAUCAAAUUUAUUGGUGAGUUGUUCAAGCUCAAAAUGCUCACAGAGGUCAUCAUGCACGACUGCAUCGUAAAGCUGCUUAAAAACCACGAUGAGGAGUCCCUGGAGUGCCUCUGCAGACUGUUGUCCACCAUCGGCAAGGACCUAGACUUUGCGAAGGCCAAGCCUCGUAUGGAUCAGUACUUCAACCAGAUGGAGAAGAUAAUAAAGGAGAGGAAGACCACUUCAAGGAUCCGGUUCAUGCUGCAAGAUGUGCUGGACCUUCGACGGAAUAACUGGGUCCCCCGGCGAGGAGACCAGGGCCCAAAGACCAUUGACCAGAUCCACAAAGACGCCGAGCUGGAGGAACACAGAGAGCAGAUGAAGGUGCAGCAAGCCCUCAUCUCAAAGAAGGAAUCCAGUGGAGGGCCAGGAGGUCGAAUGGGCGGAGGCGCUGGAGGUCGGGGUGGUCCUCACACCCCUGGUCGUGGAGCUCCCCCACAAGAUGAGGGCUGGAAUACAGUACCCAUCUCCAAAAACCGGCCCAUUGACACCUCUCGCCUUAGUAAAAUCACUAAGACACCUGUUCUUGACUUCAACAAUCAGUUGCUCGCCCCCGGAGGUAAAGGUACAUGGGGGAGCUGGGGUAAGGGCAGCAGUGGUGGCAGCAGUGCCAAACCUAUGGAUUCUGAGUCAGGAAGCCGUCCAGCCACUCUGAACAGGUUCUCCGCCUUACAGCAGCCGUCAUCGUCGUCUGGAUCUUCACUAGACUCUGACAGAAGAGUCCCUCAGAGAAACAGCUCGAGUCGAGAACGCAGCGACCACUUUGAACGCUCCGAUCGAGGUGUUGACCGCUUUGACCGACGGGACGAGAGACGAGACGACCGACACCGACUGCAGCUCACUAAGCGCAGCUUCAGCCGGGACAAGGAGGAGCGGAGCCGAGAACGAGACCAGAGCGGGUCUUCUGGUUCCAUCCGCCGCGUGGCGAGCAUGACAGACAAGCAAGAUGGAGGCAGCAGAGAGCGAGCCAGGUGCAAAGAGAAAGUGGACCAGGAGCCAGCUGCCGCACCCCCACCUCAGGCCCCCACUAAACCUGCCCUGACUGAGGAAGAGGUGGACAAGAAGUCUACAGCUAUCAUUGAAGAGUACCUCCACAUCAAUGACAUGAAGGAGGCUCUGCAGUGUGUGCGUGAGCUGAACAGCACCGAGCUGCUGUUUGUGUUCGUACGAAACGGGCUGGAGUCGACGCUGGAGCGCAGCACCAUCGUCAGGGAACACAUGGGUCAGCUGCUGCAUCAGCUCAUCAAGACGGGCCUGCUCCCAAAACAGCAGUACUACAAAGGGUUUCAAGCUAUUCUGGAGGUGGCUGAAGACAUGGAGAUCGACAUCCCCCACAUCUUCCUCUACCUGGCUGAGCUGAUCACUCCCAUGCUGCACGAGGGGGGUAUCCCCAUGGGAGAACUGUUCAGGGAGAUUUCAAAGCCUUUGGUUCCUCUGGGCAAAGCUGGAGUCCUGCUGGUCCACAUCCUUACUUUACUCUGCAAAGAAAUGAGCCAUAAAAAGGCUGGCACCGUGUGGCGGGAGGCGGGGCUUCAGUGGACAGACUUCCUGCCUGAGGAUGUAGACAUCAACAAGUUUGUUACGGAAAAGGACGUGGAGUUCACUCUGGGCGAUGAGUCAGAGAGGAGCAGGAAGGAGAUGAGCUCUGCAGAGCUGACCAAACAGCUGGAGCGGCUGAUCCAGGACAAGGCCGACAACCAGAGGAUCUUUGACUGGGUGGAGGCCAACCUGGAUGAGCAGCAGACGUCCUCCAACAUGUUUGUCCGAGCUCUGAUGACCUGCGUCUGCCAGUCAGCUGUCAUCUGUGAGAACCCAUACAAGGUGGACAUCAAGCAGGUCAAGCAGCGGGCCAAGCUGCUGCAGAGAUACCUGAGAGAUGAGCAGAAGGAGCUGCAUGCGCUCUACGCCCUGCAGGCCCUGAUGGUCCAGAUGGAGCAGCCUGCCAAUCUGCUGCGGAUGUUCUUCAAUACCCUCUACGAUGAGGACGUGAUCAAAGAGGACGCCUUCUACAAGUGGGAGUCGAGUAAAGACCCUGCCGAGCAGCAGGGCAAAGGUGUGGCCCUCAAGUCCGUCACCGCCUUCUUCAUGUGGCUCCGCGAGGCCGAGGACGAGUCUGACAACAGCUAGGAGCAGCUGGGACAGUUGGGACGGAACCCUCCGAGCCCACGAAUGUUCUUCGGACAGAAGAGUCCGGACAGACGACAAAAACUGCAUCAACUCAAGAGUAGAGGAACAAUUGAACAUUUGAUCAUCUUUAGUUUUUGUUUGUGGGUCUUUGUACCGACCCGGACAGCAGAAUGUCUUUUUUUAUUUUCAACUACAGAACCAGGAUUUAUAGAAAGAAUUUACGAGAGAAUUCUGGGAGUCGUUCCAAGGUGAGGGAGGCAUUUUAUUCUUUUUUUAAACUUGUUUGCAAAUGGCUUUUCCUCACCAUGGCAACACUAUUCAAGAGUUUCUGCUUCAAAACGGAGAUCGAAUCAAAUCUAAAGCUGUUUGUUCACAUCUCUAUUUUUAUGAUUUCAUACUUUAAUCAUGUGGACGGGAUCCGUCGCAACUCGUGUACAUUUCCUCUACGUGACGCUCUCAUGUAGACGAUUCGCUUUCUGCUGCGGCUUCCCAGUGUUGGCCGAGUGUUUUAUAAUAAAAUAAAAAAACUACAAAGAGGAGCAUUCUGAAAUGCUUGUGGACUUGAGAAGGGGUCCGAGCCCUUUCUGCCUCCCUCCUGUGUCCGUUCCACCCGUUUCCCGAGCUUCAGACAAGAAACGACUGAAACAUGAAGUGCUCACGGCUGCUCCCUCCUCCUGAACCUGUUGGAUGUUUAAAAAAAACUCACCUUGAAACUUGAAUAAAACACAAAGCAUCCACUUUAUUGAGAAAAUACUUUUAGAAACAAAGUUUAGCAGUUCAGACUCUAAGGUGUUUGCUUCCAUGAGAGGAAAUUCAUUUCAAGAGAGUUCUGUAAAUAUUCGAUGGAUAGUUUUUUCCCUCCUCUGAAACAAAGCUGCAGUUUUCCCUGUAUUUAUAUUUUUCUCUCCUCGGCUGGCAGAAGACGCUUGAUGAUCCAACCCGAU